AUGAUUACUGCUGAUAAGUAUGAUAAUUCAUUGUACAAAUUUCUUGGCAUCGCUUUACUUAUCAUUCAACAAACAUGUAUGCCAUUGUUGUCAUAUUCAACACAGUAUCGUAUCACCGACGAAAGAUUUCUUACAACAGUAACUGUACUUAUUGGAGAAAUAGUGAAAUUUCUAAUUGCUUCAGUUAUAAUUAUUUUAAAUGAAAAAUCAUUCAAGAAGUAA
This is a messenger RNA of Brugia malayi, 222 nucleotides long. RefSeq lists its product as uncharacterized. Lineage: Eukaryota; Metazoa; Nematoda; Chromadorea; Rhabditida; Onchocercidae. Gene Ontology annotation, biological process: pyrimidine nucleotide-sugar transmembrane transport. Gene Ontology annotation, cellular component: Golgi membrane. Gene Ontology annotation, molecular function: pyrimidine nucleotide-sugar transmembrane transporter activity. The transcript is spliced from 2 exons. The record is from RefSeq and is a predicted model, not a curated record. Bases 1 to 222 code for a protein of 73 amino acids.